UGGACACAAAAUAACCUGAAAUGUGCACAUUCUUUCGCCCCUUCUUGUCAUUGCAUCCCAUAAACAGUUUGUUUUUAUAAACAAUUAGAUUUUUUGUCAUUUAUCACCCUAUAGUAGGCCUUCCUACACAACAAGAAUUUUACUGUAGAUAGAUAAGUCAAACUCGCAAUCUGUAUCCAUGGAAUAAACAGCUUUUUAAAAAAUUAUUAUUACUAAUUACAGUUAUCCUACUGCUCUGCUUGCUGUGUCUGGUCUGGUUAUGUUUAGAGGGGAUUUACUUAAGCCUAUUUAAAAUUCAGUUCCCAAAUCUUAACCAUGCUGGGAUGGUUACCGGUUUGAAGGUAUCUCAAGGGUUUAAAAAGUAAAGGUAUCAGAUAUCGAUAAAACUCACUAGACUGGUAAACAGCUAUUUUUUUUAUAAAGACAAAGCCACCGAUCUGCUAAUUUUUAGUUUAUGUUGGUCUGUGCAAGGUGGCAACUUUUUCAAAUGUACCAGAUCAUUUCCAGAACAGACAGAAAGAACCAAAUAACCUCCUCAAAUCCAAGGCAUUGGCUGUUUCUCAACACUAAUCUUAAUUAUACACAAGCUAAGUGGAUGCAAGUCCCAGUCCUUUUUUAAUAUUCAUAUUUUAGUUAGCAUUUUCUUGUUUUUAGCUGUGAUUCUGUUUAAGCCUAAACAAUAUAAUGGAUUGUUCACCCAGUAAUUGGGAAGCUGACAAAGCUAUGUUGUUAAUGGUUUCUGUAUGUUUAGUUGUUUUGUUCUUGUUCUUCUUGUUGUUGUUGUUGUUUUUGUAGCAGGGCUGACCAAAAAGGACUAAAGGAAUCAGGGAGCCCCUGACAACACCAUAAGUAAACCACAUCUGUUCUAAAAGUACCUUACAGUAAUGAGAAAUUGUGAUUUAACAAAUCUUUAUUCAUUAAUGAACAUUAAGUUAGUAUGCAAAAUGUUUAUUACUUUAACAAAUUGGUUGUAAUUGUACAACAACAACAAUAAUAAUUCAAUGGAAAUACAGUUGUUCUUAACCCCAUUUUGUCAAUAUAAUAUAUUUUAGAGCUUAAAUUUUAUAUCAUGACGGUGAUAUUUCUGCUAAGGGUCGUCCUGCCGUCAGAAUCUGAUACCGGCCUAUGUCUAGUUGGUCAGCUUGGGGUAUCUCUGUAAAAGCCUUUUUCUCUACUCAUUCCAUUCACGCCUCCCAUCUCAUUUCGUGCUCUCUUCUCUGUCUCUCGCUCUCCCGCCCCUGUCUCUUCUGUUUGAGUCACCAACGUUGCCUUAUAAGGCUACAGCCCUCUACUCCCAGCGAAUGACGUGAAUGAGGCACAAAUUGUCAAUCAAUAACAUUGCCCCGAUACUUCAGCUUGAUUUGGACUGCCGUUGCAUUUAGUUUUGUUUGUACCAAAAUCUCCACCAUCAUAUCAGGUUUUUCAGCCUCCUUCUGCAAACCAUCCAUCUUUCCCUCCUUUACCCAGCCAGUGCGCUGCGUCAUGAACAGUCACAUGACUACCUCAUUUGCUCUGUAGUGGCAUCACGUAGUUGCAAUUCAGUUCAAAAGACAUUUCUGAUUUGAACUGCCUCAUGCCCCCUCAUUCUUGUUCAUUGUGUCAUUCUUUUUGUUCUUUUGUGUCUUUCUUAUUCAAUGGAAGCUUUCUAUAGGAAAUAAUGCGUGUGAAAAUCUGCUAGCCUGGGGCCAAAUCCCACCAAUCAAAACAAAGGAAGUCCAAGCUUUCUCUAUAAAGACUAAUUACUCAUAAACAACUCCAUCAUCCCUCGGCUGUCUCCACUCACUUGUCUCUUGAAAUGUUCCAGAGCCAAAGACAAAAGUGUGUUCCUCAUCCCCUACCUGCUGAUAGUGUUCAUUGGGGGCAUCCCUGUCUUCUUCCUGGAAAUCGCUUUGGGACAGUUUAUGAAACAGGGAGGGCUUGCCGCCUGGAACAUUGCACCUCUUUUCAAAGGUUUGGGUUUGGCCUCAAUGGUGAUUGUGUUCUUCUGUAACACCUACUACAUUAUGAUUCUGGUGUGGGGUCUCUACUUUCUCUACCACUCUUUCAACGACCCACUACCGUGGGCCACCUGUGGACACCCUUGGAACACCCCUAACUGUAGAGAGGACUUCAGCCGCAUCUGCCACAACGACAGUGCUGUUCAGACGACCAAACUCAUUACCUCUGUGCCGCCAUGGAACGUGUCAACGACUAUGUUAUUCCGCAACAACAGCUGCAUGGAAACAGAAGGCAUGCGCUCCCCUGUCAUCGAGUUCUGGGAACGCAAAGUUCUCCGUCUGUCAAGGGGCCUUGAUGAACCUGGUGACAUCAGCUAUGAGAUGGUACUGUGUCUUCUCGCCACCUGGGUCAUUGUUUACUUCUGCAUAUGGAAAGGAGUUAAAUCUACAGGCAAAAUUGUAUACUUCACAGCUCUGUUCCCUUAUGUGGUUAUGGUUGUACUACUGGCCCAUGGUUUCACCCUACCUGGAGCAAUGGAUGGGAUUAUAUACUACCUGAAACCAGAUUGGUCAAAACUCGGAGAAGCGCAGGUGUGGAUUGAUGCUAGUACCCAGAUAUUCUUCUCCUAUGCCAUCGGACUGGGUGCCUUGACUGCACUUGGCAGCUACAACCGCUUCAACAACAACUGUUACCAGGAUGCUUUUGUGCUGGCACUCAUUAACAGUGGAACCAGCUUCUUUGCAGGCUUUGUUGUAUUCUCUGUGUUGGGUUUCAUGGCAGCAGAGCAAGGUGUGGACAUCAGUAAGGUUGCCGAGAGUGGACCUGGCCUGGCGUUUAUAGCUUACCCGAAGGCUGUGACCUUGAUGCCUGUUGCACCACUCUGGGCAGCGCUCUUCUUCUUUAUGUUGCUUGUAUUGGGUCUGGACAGUCAGUUUGUCGGAGUAGAGGGCCUGAUAACUGGAAUCAUGGACAUGCUUCCUCCCAAGUCUGCCCUGGGCUCCUUGCGGCGAGAAGUUGUAGCAGCCAUCUGCUGCGUCAUCUGCUUCUUCAUUGACUUGUCCUUCGUCACAGAGGGAGGCAUGUAUGUCUUCCAGUUGUUUGACUACUAUUCUGCCAGUGGCAUCACUCUGCUGUGGCAAGCUUUCUGGGAGUGUGUGGUGAUUGCUUGGGUCUAUGGCGCGGACCGUUUCAUGGAUGAUGUGGCUCGCAUGAUUGGCUAUCAUCCCCUUCCCUACAUGAAGUGGUGUUGGUCCUACGUCACACCCCUCCUCUGCAUGGGAGUGUUCUUCUUCCAUGUGGUGAACUAUAAACCAUUAACAUACAACAAUGUGUACACAUACCCCUUGUGGGGUGAAUUGUUUGGCUGGGUAUUAGCCCUGUCCUCCAUGCUUUGUAUCCCACUCACUGUUGUCUACAAGUUGCUGCGCUGCAAAGGACCGCUGUGUGAGCGCUGGCAGCACCUGACCACCCCAGUUUGGGGCAGACAUCACCUGGAGUACCUUGCCCCAGAGAGCGAGGCCAAACUACUGCCUCUUGCAGGAUGCAAGAAUGACCAUCUCUUCGAAAGUGCCGUCUGAUUGACAAAACCCAUUAGCGGUCAAAGUCAAGGUUGUCCUUUUACAUUCGUUUCCUGACACUAGUUCACCAAGCACUGAUAGAAUUUACACCCAGCAUUGAAGUCGUAAGACCAAGAUUCACCUUUAAAAGUUAGAACAAUGGCUAAUACCCACACAAAUGGACCAAACAUUAGAUUGAAAAAUAAGUGAGUCCUCCCCCAAGUUGAGGCAAUACACUAUUGCCUCUCCUGCUCUUCCCUACUCCUUGACUCUACACUGCUGAGUUGCUCCUCCUUUUCUGCUUCUUGUGCUGUCCUGUUGCGUGUGGUUGCUCUUCGGCGCUUCUGUCGGGGUCUCACCAGCUUCAUCCUGUUCAAUGCAGUCAAAUCACUUAGUGAACAUUUUCUGAGAGUAUUAGUAUCGUAUCUGCUGCUAAAAUGCCAUGGUCUGAGAAUCUCUGUGUGCGGGUGCACAUGUGAGUGUGUGUGAAUGAAAGAGAAUGUGCCAAACUUUGACAGCUGAACUCCACCAACUUAAAUCCAUCAGAAAUUGUAAAAAAAAAAAUUUUUUUAAAGUCUCACUUAACAAAAAAGAAUGACAAAACAUCCAUCUCCACAGCCAAAUGUUUCGAUCUACGUAUCCAGUGUUUGUGUAGGGUCUGUGAUUUAGUGUCAUCAAUAUUAGAACAGCAACAUUAUCAGUAUUUCCCCCUGAAGAAAGUUAGACUAGUAUUAGAAAAAUCACAGGAAGGGUGACAGUAUGGACGGCUAUGAGAGAAUCAAUAAAAGAUUUAAAAA
Corythoichthys intestinalis (scribbled pipefish) is the source of this 4291-nucleotide messenger RNA. Its product is annotated as sodium- and chloride-dependent creatine transporter 1-like. The transcript has 13 exons. Gene Ontology annotation, cellular component: plasma membrane. Gene Ontology annotation, biological process: sodium ion transmembrane transport. NCBI's taxonomy places the organism in Eukaryota, Metazoa, Chordata, Actinopteri, Syngnathiformes, Syngnathidae. Bases 1902 to 3515 code for a protein of 537 amino acids. The record is from RefSeq and is a predicted model, not a curated record. Gene Ontology annotation, molecular function: gamma-aminobutyric acid:sodium:chloride symporter activity.